Molecule: messenger RNA, 1482 nt
Organism: Scheffersomyces coipomensis
Lineage: Eukaryota; Fungi; Ascomycota; Pichiomycetes; Serinales; Debaryomycetaceae
Exons: 1
Coding region: 349-1335 (328 amino acids)
Biological process (GO): fatty acid beta-oxidation using acyl-CoA dehydrogenase
Cellular component (GO): mitochondrion
Molecular function (GO): electron transfer activity; flavin adenine dinucleotide binding
Source: RefSeq, a predicted model, not a curated record
GUGAAAUUGAUUUUCUUAAAAGUUAUUAUAAUUGUUGCUCCAAAAAAGUAAUUAUCUUGCAAAAAUGACUUCAAACACCAUUUAAAGUGAAACUGAACUAUUUAUUACAACUUUACAUUCACAAUUAAACUAAUUCUACUUGAAUAUACACUAUUUUGCAAUAAUAAUUAUAAUAACCAACAACGAUUAUGUUUUGCAAUAAUUAUUAUACAAAUAAAAUUCCGCUAUCGGUGAAGUCAUGUGACUUCUGGUUCCAAUUUUUUUCAGAUUUUUUUUUUUCAGUUAAAGCUUACAACUAAACACCUUUACCAUUAUAACAAGUUUAACUAACUAUAUACUCAUUCAACCAUGUUAUCCAUUGGUAAGAGACUUUUCUCUACUUCAAGCACAAGAUUGAAUACUCUUGUGUUUGUUGAAUCUUCAAAAUCAAAAGUUUCACCCGCAUCUUUAUCAUCUAUAACUGCUGCUUUACAAUUAGGUAAACCUGUUAGUGCAUUGGUUGCUGGUCCUGAAGGGGAAAUCAUUGCUAAUGAUGUAUCUAAAAUUAAUGGUAUAACAAAAGUUAUCGUGGCUAAAGGUGAUCAAUAUAAUCAUUAUUUACCUGAAGAAUUAUCCCCUUUGGUGAAAGAUAUCUUAACUAAUAAUAACUUUACUCAUUUUGUAACUGCUGCAUCAGCAGUUGGGAAAUCAUUAUUACCAAGAGUUGGAGCUUUAUUAGAUGUUCAACCUAUAUCAGAUAUUGUUAAAGUAGAAUCAGAACAUACGUUUGUAAGACCAAUUUAUGCUGGUAAUGCAUUAUCAACCGUUAAAUCCAAUGAUAAAUUAAUUUUAACCUCAGUAAGAUCAAGUGCAUUUGCUCCAAUUGAAAUCUCAGAUGCCACUAAUCCAAUUGAAGAAUUUUCUGGUAAUAUAUCUUCAAAUAAUAGAACUGAAUUUGUUUCAGAAUCAAUUUUAAGUUCAGAAAGACCUGAAUUAGGUUCAGCUUCAAAAGUUGUAGCUGGAGGUCGUGGUUUAAAGAAUAAAGAAACAUUUGAUCAAUUACUUGAACCAUUAGCAAUUAAAUUAAAUGCGGCUGUUGGAGCAUCAAGAGCUGCUGUUGAUAAUGGAUUCUGUGAUAAUUCUUUACAAAUCGGUCAAACUGGUAAAAUCAUUGCUCCAGAUUUAUAUAUUGCCGUUGGUAUUUCUGGUGCUAUUCAACAUUUGGCAGGUAUGAAAGAUUCAAAAACUAUAGUUGCUAUUAAUAAAGAUCCAGAAUCACCUAUUUUCAAUGUAGCUGAUAUUGGAUUAGUUGGUGAUGUUAAUGAAAUCAUUCCUGAAUUAACUGAAAAGUUAUAAUCUCCUCUCGUCUAUAUAUACUAAUAAACAUUCAUUGAUCCCAUUGUUGCAUAAUUUUUGGUUAUAGUAAUUUUCACGUGCCGCCAUUUUUGAGAGGUCGUUUGGGGCUCACCGAGCUCCACACAAAAUAAAAAUUUAAAUCGUGAC